AUGACAGGAAAACGACCAUCAAGUCCGGGCCUUAUCCCUAACCCGUUCAUCAAGAAACGAAAUCUAGAAUGGACGUUAGACUCAGUAUCGUCCACACAGCCACCCACGACCGCUGAUAUAGAGUCCGGUUCAGCUACUGUAGACGACCAUCUGACCCGUUUCAAGAACCAUCUCUCAAAGCAUAUAAUUUCUCCAGCCUCAUUAUUAAUAUCUGACUAUGCUUCACUAUAUACUGCCAACGCUGGAAGUCAGCAAGGUGCUCACUUUGUCAUCCAUCAACAUGACCAUCCUGUUGCAGGCACGCACUAUGACCUCCGCCUUCAGAUCAAUGAGACGAGCAGUGUCAGUUGGGCGAUCAUGUAUGGACUUCCGGGAGACCCAAACUCUACCCGAUUGAAUCGCAACGCGACUGAGACGCGGAUACAUUGCCUCUGGAACCAUCUUAUAGAGACAGCAUCAAACUCAACUGGCUCUCUUCUCAUAUGGGAUACCGGAACAUACAGUAUACUGCCUCGCAAAAGCAAGCACUCGCCAUCCGAAGAUCCAGCAUCACAGCCUUCUUCGCCCGUGUCAUCCCCUACAUCAACACCACAAGCUCUUCUACACGAAGUUUUCCAGAAUCGAAAGAUUCGUGUCCGUCUCCAUGGAUCUCGUUUACCCGAUCCUUAUGUCUUGAACCUUCGAUUGACCAAAUCAGAAGACGUAGCUGGCCGAGCGAGAAGUGGGAGAACACCUCGCAAACGAAGACGUCGUGGGAUGCAAGCCCAGACGCAACCUGAGACAAGCGACGAGGAUGAUAGCGAUGAUGAAAGUGAGGACGUUCCUGCAAAUGCUGACUCUGGCGUCAACACGGAGAACCUCUCAGCUAUGGAGCGUGAGAUACGCGAGCUUGAGGACGAAGAGGUUCGUAGGACGAAUUCGUAUCCAGGGGCAUCCAAUACCAUUGGCAGCGUACAUCAACGUCGAUGGUAUCUUUCUCUGGACCGCCAGGCCUGUGGUUUUGUUGAAAAGCGAACUAAGGGUCGCUCAUUCUGGGAACGAGGGGACUCUGCAGAAACCGAAAACGAAGAGGCUCAAAAUGGACGCUUGACAUAUUCAUUCUAUGUCCGCGGAUCAGACUACGAGCGUAGCGUUGUGACGGGCCGUAGAGGCGCCGACAUCCUCAAAGAUGAGGGAGUUGACCAAUUCGUUCAGCGCAAAGGCUGGAGGCCAGUAUUGAACUAA
This is a messenger RNA of Fusarium coffeatum, 1224 nucleotides long. RefSeq lists its product as uncharacterized. The transcript is spliced from 2 exons. Lineage: Eukaryota; Fungi; Ascomycota; Sordariomycetes; Hypocreales; Nectriaceae. The record is from RefSeq and is a predicted model, not a curated record. Bases 1 to 1224 code for a protein of 407 amino acids.